UGUCCAUUCUGUCCAUUCUGUCCAUUCUGUCCGUUCUGUCCACUCUGUCGAUUCUGUCGAUUCUGUCCACUCUGUCCAUUCUGUCCAUUCUGUCCGUUCUGUCCACUCUGUCCAUUCUGUCCAUUCUGUCCACUCUGUCCACUAAUCUUUCCUUCCAUAUCACCAAAUUUACUACCUGAGAAUCAUGAGAUCAACUCAGUCUAUCUUGGAUCUCAUUUACAAGACAUGGACAAAUCUCAAUAGCAGCCAGACCAUUCCUGAAGGCUCCAUCGAAUUGCUGGAGGAGCGCUUAGCUAUAGCCUUCAAACCCAUACUCACAGAGCAACAUAGUACCAGCAGACGUCAAAACCGAGACUAUGUGGCUCAACAUCGUUGGAAAAGGGCUCGACAAAUUUACCUGGAAGUCCUUCAGACAGAUCCAGAUAUCUUCCUCCCUUUUAUCCUGAGUGUUUCCCCGAGAAGUUGCUCAUCCUUUGAUAUCUCGAACUUUCGUGAGCAUCACCAAAAGAAGGGGAGGCAUUUUCUCCACAACAAUGCACAGUCACUCCUUUGGAAUAUCGCUAGGAAACAUGACUUUGAUAAAGCUACCCGUUUUAUACAGUUCAUGCGUACAAUUUACCCAUUAUCUCGUCCGACAACUGAGGCUGAGGGCGAACAGCAUUAUUCCCUAUAUCUAAGUAAUAUUACCGCGAUUCGCAAUUCUUUUGGUAAUAUUGUCUCUGAUGCAAUUGAACACUCUCCUAGUCGAACAACAGCAAGAGCGAAUGGUUACUAUUCGGAGAAAACUGAAAGUGUCUGGACAAAAAUUCCGUAUGAAUGCUCAGAAGACACAAUUAUCUCUCUUGAGGUAGGGUCGGCUAUCGAACUUGCUGAUGUGUUGUUUCCAACCGCCGCCCGAAGAAUUGCUUCUGUUCUCUCCGCAAAUUCUUCUACCAUGCCCCAGACAAAUUCUUCUGGAAUCGCUUCGGGCUCAGGGACUGGGGGCUCACUUGCAGCCUCACCAGAAAUCGAUUUUGCGUAUUUUACUUUGCGAGGAGCAUCGGUCUCGGCAAUCGCAUCAGUCUUCGGCAGCGAUAUUUGCGAAGGUAUAAAGGACAGCGAACUGAGAAAUUGGGAAAGGGAGCAGCUGUUAGUCGAUACGACAGACUGUGUCACAAUGCAGAUAUGGCGGGCACAACCACAUCAUGGAAUCAUCCGGUUGCGCAUCGGAUUUUAUGCGGGGGUAAAUUUGGCGAAUCGGUUGUAUGCAGAAAGCUCCCAGGAUAGCAUUUAGAGAAUUGUCGUCAUUCUGCCUUUAACAUUUAUUCCGUAUCUGUAAGUCGCGAUCUCCCGCCCUUAAUAAAUACACUAAUCUUAGGAGGGAGUAUGAUUUCACCACUCCCCUUGGCGAUCCAGAUGGUCCCCUUCUCGUUCUGAAACCUAACUUCAUCACAGUUGAAACAAUAUAGAUUCCUUUGGAAGUUCUCUGCGUUAUAGGUGGUGAACGGGUGCGUGAGAUAUUUAUCAAAGAUAGCUGGGUCCGAGAGAUUUCUCCAUGCCUUGCGCAAAUACUCUUCUGUCAUUAGUUCUGUCAUACUCGAUAGGGGUGUCGUUAUUAGAGUUACGUCGGCCUUUGACGCGGGGGUUUUUAUAAGCGUAUCGUUUUGAAAUAUAUAUGUCUUCAAAUAGCCCACACGGAUGGGUAGUUCAAUAAAAUCAAGCGAAGGUCUCUAAAAAGACUUCGAAAGAAAAUGGCCCAACCCCACUAUCGACAUUUCAGGUACCCAUCCCGCUCAGCCACACUGUGGCUAAUUUCGC
Molecule: messenger RNA, 1797 nt
Organism: Aspergillus pseudonomiae
Lineage: Eukaryota; Fungi; Ascomycota; Eurotiomycetes; Eurotiales; Aspergillaceae
Gene: hrmA
Product: protein hrmA
Exons: 4
Coding region: 185-1273 (362 amino acids)
Source: RefSeq, a predicted model, not a curated record